AUGAACAAUCCUACCGAGUCAUCCAACAAGAAGAAGCGUGCCAAUCCGCAGGCCUCUGACGCUGCUGAUGAGGCCGUCGAAGGUGGUUCUGGCGACGGUACUGCCGCCGGUGCUGCUUCCAAUGGCGCGUCUUCGGCUUCGUCAUCAAACUUUCGCAAUGUCAGCGCGUGCAAUCGAUGCCGUCUGAGAAAGAACCGCUGUGACCAGAAGUUGCCAGCGUGCACGAGUUGCGAAAAGGCCAAUGUCAAGUAUGUAUGCUGUUCGAUUUCGAAGUGA
This is a messenger RNA of Aureobasidium uvarum, 276 nucleotides long. The record is from the annotation of a GenBank genome assembly. NCBI's taxonomy places the organism in Eukaryota, Fungi, Ascomycota, Dothideomycetes, Dothideales, Saccotheciaceae.